UCCCUUUAAUCUGUUGCCGUGAUUCGUCAACGGCGAUGCCAUAUGAGUCCUGUCAAUACUUCACUAUAAACACUCACUCAUACAAGUGAACGAGGGAGCUGCGCCUUUUCUGGAUAAACAAUAACGUUUACAUUUCUCAACCGAUUAAAAUGAUUUACAAUCUUUGUUAACAAAAACAAUUUUUCUAAUUAUUUAAUGAAAUAUAUAAUUUUAAUGGGGAAAAAAAUCGUAAACAGGUAGCAACUAAAAGAAGCACUCCUCAUAUUUAUUUCCUCUCUUUGUUGUUUCCAUACAGCAAGUUCGUUUAAUUUGCGUUUGGUAAAUGUAGAAAAUAUUCUCUAAUUGAGCCUGUUAUCAUGUAAAGCCUAUAGAUGGCACUAUGGUAAAUGAUACAAUUACCCUAUAUUGAAGACAGUGUACGUCGAGACUGAGUUAAACACGGAUUUGUUGAAAGAUUUAUCAAACAAAACACCAAAGGUAAUUUAAUCUACAUGAUGUAAAAAAUUAAGGUUCUUUCUUAUUGUGAUUUUUUUUAUAUCACAUUUUUUGUUUGUCUUGAGCUGCAGAUCAUAAGUGAACUUUAAAUUAUAUUACAUUAGGGAUAUCUCUGACGUCAUCUCGCUUAUAAAAACCGAUGACGCAACCACAAUUCUAUUUCUACUUUUGCUCAGCUCGUGCUUAGUUGCGUCUUGCAGACAGAAAAUGGAAACUUAUUUUUCAAAGCCUUAUUUUCUCCAACCAAUCGCCAAGGUCGAUGACCUGAGCGUUUUUCAAUCGGGAAGAAUUCCACUUCCUCCCAUUUGUGGCAAGGUAAGUACCCAUUUAAAUUAAAUGAGAGAUAUGUACGUAUGUUAUGUUUGGUAGCUUAGAAAGUAACAAAAUUAGUAAACAUAUUUUUUAACACUCCUUAGCCGAUCAGCCAGGUCGAACAUCUUAUUCAUGCUGACCUGAGCGUUUUUGAACUGGAAAGAACUCCGCUUCCAUCAAUUAAUGCCAAGGUCCAAGCUCAAAAAGCUUUACACCUGGGAACUCCUUAUGGAAAAACCACUUUCCAGUCAUCGAUGGCACACAAUAUAACCACCGAGCCUCAGCUACCAGCAGCAUGGAGUAUUCAUGACAUCUUCACUGAGGUCCCCAACAAGUCUCGCAAAAUCAUCAAGAGAACACUUAAAGAAAAGCACAUUUCCAAGAGGAACAUGUGUCAUAUGGUUCAGCAGACUGUGGAGUGGGUACGAAUGUUGUGCAUGGAUGUGGUCCUUCCUGCUCUACUUCUCUGCCUGAUACAAGAGGACUGCAUGAAAAAGGAGGCCCAAUUGCACCAAAAGAGGGCUGGCAAGUGUAUGCAGAUUAACAGUGGUGAGAUCUUGAACAGAUCCACUGAAGAGGCAAAAAUGAUUGGGGUGAACAUUUUUCUGUGCAUGAUGGAUUGCUUGCGCAGCAAAAAUGCAUCAGUUCGGUCAGAUGCCGAAGGGUCAGCAAGCAGCCAGAUGACUUCAGGGAACAGCAUCAGCAGGGAGACAAUCCAUAUGUUUACUGCGGAUUUAAUGAGCUGCGUUUACCAGGAACUUCUUGACAAUGACAUGGGCAAGGCAUAUCCUCUCAAAUACCUGUGCUCUGAGACCAACACAGAGGCUCAAAACUCCUCACGCUGGGAAUUCUACUGGUCCGUGCUUCAUCACUUCUUUCAGCAGGCAGCGAAGAACCAUGUGGGAUCAUUCCUGGGAUUGCCAGACUUCCUGCUUCAAGAUGGCCCCAGCAACAUGGAGGAAAUCUGGCAAGCAUGCGGACUGGAGACAAUGACCAACGCAGAAAGAACCUCUCUGAAUGUGCUCACCAAAAUAGUAACGGACAUGGGCAUGGAUAAAAUCAGUGACGCCAUUGAAGAUCCAUUGUGCAGUGCUGAGAUUGUUAGGCAAGGUGAGAAGUCAUUGGCUCAGUAUUUUAAUGUUGCUACCAGCCGCCGUGAGGAGCCUGAGCGACCAGAAGUUUUGGGAAGUUCACUGAAACCUGCUACACCGGAGCCCGAGAAAGUGUUCAACCCAAGUCCUCAAAUUCAGGCAGAAUCCCUUAAGACAGCAGAGGAUGAACAGCUUAAGGAGAUACAUGGCAGAUCUUCAUCUUCUGCGGAUGCACUGCUGGAUCUUGAUAAGGAGCUGGAAGAACUUUUAAGAAGUUCACCUAAGCCUGCUACUCCAGAGCCUACGAAAGUCUUCAGCUCAAGUGCUCCAAUCCAAAUGGAGCCCCUUAAAUCAUACAAGGUCUCAGAGCCUAAGAAUUUACCUGGGGAAUCUUCAGCUCCCACUAGGAAAUUGCGUGACGUUGAUUUGUUUGAACAGGAGCUGGAUGAAUUAGAAGGUUGGGAAUGCUCAACUAAACUUGGUACUCUAGAGCCAAAAUUAGUUGUGCAUUUACCUGGUGAAUCUUCACUUGAUCGGGAGCUGGAAGAACUUUUGAGAAGUUCAAAGUCUGCUACACCAGAGCCUACAAAUGUAUACAGCUCAAGAGCUAAAAUACAUGCAGAAUCCCCUCCAUUAAGAGAGGACAUAGAGGUUGAGCAUACAAAUCCCGCUCCCACUGAUUCACCACCACAGCUUGAGGAUUCACUUCACCAGUCUCAAGCUCCCACUGGUAAACGCCGUCGGAAGUUAAAGAACAGAUGUAAAGGCCCUGUUAGCCAAGGUCGCAGAGAAAAACGGCAUCGGGAAGAAACCAUGAAAGAGGAAACUUCCUUAUUUAGAGCUUCUGAACUGCCAAUUGCCAACCCCCAGGGUUUCAUUUUGCCACAACAGUUUUUAGGCCGCGUCAUUGAUGGCCUGCUUACGAAACUUCAAUGCACAUAUAACAUCAGUGUUCCUGGGAUCUACCUUUAUGAUGUUAUUUUCAGCAAACUGGUGCAAGAACUGGGAAAUCUGGCAAGAGUUCAUGUUGUUAAAAACAUCCAACAGCUGUUUCACAAUGAAGAUGAGAUCGUUCUUCGGAUUAUAAAUGAAGCUCAUGCCAUUGUGAAAGAUAAGGGCUACUUGAGGGCAGCAUGGCAGGAUCAUGAGAUGUCAGUAAAUUACCUCACAACGGUUGUGUCUGCGGUCAUUCUUGACUACACAGUGCUUGGUGGGUGGAAUCAGAAGACUGACCAAACUGUAGAUUUCGCCAUCCCAGUUCAUCCAAACCUGACGGUGAAAGAAAAGUGCCGCAACUUCCUGUCACGGAUGAGACAGUCCCUACGAAAGGUCUUUUGUUUUAAAUGAAGGACCCGAGAAGGAGAACAGUAUUAAGUUUUCUAAACCUCCUCUUUACUUAGAAUUUAGAAUUUACUUAGAAUCUCUUUUGUGCAUUUAAUUUUUAGUAAAUAUUUCUGUAUAUAGUUGUUUUCCUCUUUAAUAACAAAUAAUAAAUACUUUUUGUGCAUUAACUGACUUGGUAAAGAGACCUCCUCUUUACUUAGAAUUUAGAAUUUACUUAAAAUCUC
Messenger RNA from Paramisgurnus dabryanus, 3466 nucleotides. RefSeq lists its product as uncharacterized. The record is from RefSeq and is a predicted model, not a curated record. Lineage: Eukaryota; Metazoa; Chordata; Actinopteri; Cypriniformes; Cobitidae.